Messenger RNA from Verticillium alfalfae VaMs.102, 246 nucleotides. RefSeq lists its product as hypothetical. The record is from RefSeq and is a predicted model, not a curated record. Bases 1 to 246 code for a protein of 81 amino acids. NCBI's taxonomy places the organism in Eukaryota, Fungi, Ascomycota, Sordariomycetes, Glomerellales, Plectosphaerellaceae. The transcript is spliced from 3 exons.
AUGGACGAUCUCCACAGGGCUGCUCUUGACAUAAUGGAGGAAAGCGCCUUCAGCAGAGGAUUUGGGCAGGUGAACCCAAAGAGCUCGUCAGGUGACGCAUACAUGGAUGAGAUCUGGAAAUCUAUUCCAAGAGCCAUCUUCGAUGGCCUCGCAGACAGUUAUAAGUAUGUUUACGUCAAGAGAUUCCUGCGAAGUAUGGGCCUGAAUGUCAAUUUCGACUGGCCCAAGCAGAUGACAACGGUGUGA